UCUUCUGACGAGCGGCGCUUACAUCACAAAGUGCAUCCAACAAACCAGCCAGUAACGUAUGCUUCUUUUUUUUAAAGAGGGAAAGAAACUGUAGUGAUUUGGGUACGGUAAAGUGAGGGAAGGUACCUAAAGCAAAAGAAACUUAAGAAUGGACCCCAAAGUUUCACCAAGUGCCCCUUCUGCUGGUGGAGAGGAGAAAUCGGGCAUGGAUAAUCAGCCUCCUCCGUACCAGAACAAUUAUGGUGCUGAUUGCCUGCUACCUCAAGGGGUUUUCCCCAACCAAUCUGGCUACCCUCCAGGGCAGCCUCACGAAGCUCCAUAUGGUCAGCCCUACCAGGUACCGUACCAGGGUAUGUACGCCGGCCAGCCCAUCGUGGUCGCACAGCCUACUAUGUAUGUGACGUCUGGACCACUUGCUCAGCCUUUGCCUGAUUACUUGGGUUAUUCCAUCUUCACACUAUUGUGCUGCUGCCUACCAAUAGGUAUUGCAGCACUCAUCUACUCUAUAAAUACACGAGAUGCCAACAUGAGCGGGAACAGACCUCAGGCAGAGAAGAGCUCCCACUUGGCACGCAUCUUGAACCACACGGCUCUAGGCCUCGGAAUUGUGGCUAUUGUUGUUUCUAUUGUGAUUGUUGUCAUCACAACCAUUUCUGCUUCCUAAACUACUUUGCACAAUCACUGCCCACUUAAAUAAGCUGGCUCUAGCCAGAGAUCAGGGCAAAAUUCAAAAAACAUAAAGACUGUAAUAAUGUAAGAGUGUAUAUGUAAUAAUCUGCCUUUUAAAAUCAUCACUAACAUUCUAUAAAUUAUUUACUUUUGCUGAGGAUUGAAAGAUUUACCUAUUAGCAAUGUGAAUAAUACAUAGAACAAUUAUAUAAAACUGUCCGAUGUCUGAAAUGUACCAAAAAAAAUAAAAAAUAAGUGCAUUAAAAUGCAUUACCAACAUAUAAUGACUUACUGUUUUCAAAAUUGAAAUAAAUAUCCU
Molecule: messenger RNA, 988 nt
Organism: Electrophorus electricus (electric eel)
Lineage: Eukaryota; Metazoa; Chordata; Actinopteri; Gymnotiformes; Gymnotidae
Cellular component (GO): membrane
Source: RefSeq, a predicted model, not a curated record